AUGGACUUCCUUCAGGAUCCAGGCUCCUCCUGGGGACCUGGGCCCAGAGUGGCUGAGCUUCCAGUGUGUCUCCCAGGUGACCCCGUGAAGCCCUCUCGGGGCCCACUGGUGACCUGCACGUGUGAGAACCCACACUGCAAGGGGCCUACCUGCCAGGGGGCCUGGUGCACGGUAGUGCUGGUGCGGGAGGAGGGCAGACACCCCCAGGAACAUCGAGGCUGCGGGAAUCUGCACCAGGAGCUCUGCAGGGGGCGCCCCACCGAGUUCGUCAACCACUACUGCUGCUACAGCCCCCUCUGCAACCAAAACGUGUCCCUGGUGCUGGAGGCCACCCGAACUCCUCCGGAACAGCCACAAGAAGAUGGCCAGCUGCCUCUGAUCCUGGGCCCCGUGCUGGCCUUGCUGGCCCUUGUGGCCCUGGGUGCCCUGGGCCUGUGGCACAUCCGGCGGAGGCAGGAGAAGCAUCGGGGUCUGAACAAUGAGCUGGGCGAGUCCAGUCUCAUCCUGAAGGCAUCCGAACCGGGGGACAGCAUGUUGGGGGACCUCCUGGACAGUGACUGCACCACGGGCAGUGGCUCAGGGCUCCCCUUCCUGGUGCAGAGGACAGUGGCACGGCAGGUUGCCCUGGUGGAGUGUGUCGGAAAGGGCCGCUAUGGUGAGGUGUGGCGGGGCCUGUGGCAUGGUGAGAGUGUGGCUGUCAAGAUCUUCUCCUCGAGGGAUGAGCAGUCCUGGUUCCGGGAGACUGAGAUCUACAACACAGUGUUGCUCAGACACGACAACAUCCUAGGCUUUAUCGCCUCCGACAUGACCUCCCGCAACUCGAGCACGCAGCUGUGGCUCAUCACGCACUACCACGAGCACGGCUCGCUCUACGACUUUCUGCAGAGGCAGACGCUGGAGCCCCAGCUGGCCCUGAGGCUAGCGGUGUCCGCGGCCUGCGGCCUGGCGCACCUGCACGUGGAGAUCUUCGGCACGCAGGGCAAGCCGGCCAUCGCCCACCGCGACCUCAAGAGCCGCAACGUGCUGGUCAAGAGCAACCUGCAGUGCUGCAUCGCCGACCUGGGUGAGCCGCCGGGAGGGCGUCACCCUCUAUUCCCAGGCAUCGUGGAGGACUACAGGCCACCCUUCUAUGAUGUGGUGCCCAAUGAUCCCAGCUUCGAGGACAUGAAGAAGGUGGUGUGUGUUGACCAGCAGACUCCCACCAUCCCCAACCGACUGGCUGCAGACCCGGUCCUCUCAGGCCUGGCUCAGAUGAUGCGGGAGUGCUGGUACCCCAACCCCUCCGCCCGCCUCACCGCGCUGCGGAUCAAGAAAACCCUACAGAAACUCAGCAACGGUCUCCAGAAGCCCAAAGUGAUUCACUAGCCACGGGCCUGAUGCUGCGUCCCCUCCUGCAGUGUGUGCGGGGUGGGUGGUGGAUGGUGGCCUGUCUGGGUAGAGGUUGUAUGACUGUGUGUACUGGGGAGGAGGGUGCCCCUCUAUGGGCAGCUGUGUCUGCCCAGCUCGGCCCCCAGCCCAUCCAGCCAAAAAUACAGCUGGGCUGAAACUUGA
This is a messenger RNA of Vicugna pacos (alpaca), 1551 nucleotides long. The record is from RefSeq and is a predicted model, not a curated record. NCBI's taxonomy places the organism in Eukaryota, Metazoa, Chordata, Mammalia, Artiodactyla, Camelidae.